GUACUGGAUCAUCGAAAAGUCAUGAGUGAACACCGCUAAUAGAAACAGAAAGACUACUUUUAUCACCAGAAGAAACUGUGAAGUACAUACUACAGACAGAGAGAAAGAAAUGGUAAAUGCUGUAAAUGUUUAUCAUCAUCAUCGAAGACCGCCAAUUCUUCCACUUCAAUGUCGCUCCUCUGCUCCUCCUCAUUUCACCAGGGGAGUGCCUGGAAAGCUUUUGUUAAAAUGUUCAUUUGAGAACACUACAUCAAGUGAUGUUGCAGUAAGGCAUGUGCUAUCUGGAUUUGCAGCCUCAUUAAUAUUUCUUUCCCAGACAAAUCAGGUUCUUGCAGCAGAUGUGUUUCAAUCCCACAAUAUCUGCCAGCUUGCAAGCGCUGCAGAAAAUAAAAUAACCCCCCUUCCACUUGAUGACAGUUCUGGUGGAGGAAUGGGAAAACUAAUGAUGAUGAGAGCUAUGACAGUCAAGGAUUUUGAUCCUGUCAGAUAUUCUGGAAGGUGGUUUGAAGUAGCUUCACUAAAAGGUGGAUUUGCUGGGCAAGGUCAAGGAGACUGCCAUUGCACGCAGGGCGUGUAUACAUUAGAUUUGGAAACACCAGCUAUCCAGGUAGAUACCUUUUGUGUUCAUGGUGGCCCUAGUGGUUACAUCACAGGUAUAAGGGGGAAGGUUCAGUGCUUGUCAGGGGAUGAUUUAGAGAAGCAAGCUACUGAGCUAGAAAAGCAAGAAAUGAUUGCAGAGAAGUGUUUCCUCCGUUUUCCAACCUUGCCAUUUAUCCCCAAGGAGCCUUAUGAUGUGAUUGCUACUGACUAUGAUAACUUUGCUCUUGUUUCGGGAGCAAAAGACAAAAGUUUUAUUCAGAUAUACUCAAGAACACCUAACCCUGGACCUGCAUUCAUUGAGAAAUACAAAGCUUAUUUGGCUAACUUUGGGUAUGAUCCAAGCAAAAUCAAGGACACCCCACAAGAUUGUGAAGUUAUGUCCAACAGUAAGCUUGCCGCCAUGAUGUCCAUGUCUGGGAUGCAAAAGGCACUUACAAAUGAAUUUCCUGAUCUAGAAUUAAGGAGCUCUGUCCAAUUUAAUCCCUUCACAAGCGUGUUUGAUACUUUGAAGAAGCUACUGGAGCUUUAUUUCAAAUAGAAAAAUGAAGUUUGUGUACAUUAUAACCCUGCUUCUGUGCUCCACGUAGAGCAACAGAUACAUAACUCUUUCCCAAUACUGUUAAUCUUCUCUACCGUUUGUGAACUCUUCCUGGUAAUUUCUCAAUCAAGAUCAACUACAAAGUCCAAACUAUCAAACAUGUGUAAGUUGUUGAUGGCUAACUCUAUCUCGUUCUCAGAUUGAAGUAUUUGUUUUCAGUUUUCUA
This is a messenger RNA of Populus nigra (black poplar), 1364 nucleotides long. RefSeq names its product chloroplastic lipocalin. The transcript is spliced from 5 exons. Gene Ontology annotation, molecular function: small molecule binding. Bases 110 to 1138 code for a protein of 342 amino acids. Lineage: Eukaryota; Viridiplantae; Streptophyta; Magnoliopsida; Malpighiales; Salicaceae. The record is from RefSeq and is a predicted model, not a curated record.